AUGGUCAACGUCCCGAAGACAAGACGCACCUACUGUAAGGGCAAGGACUGCAGAAAGCACACACAGCACAAGGUGACCCAAUAUAAGGCCGGAAAGGCGUCGCUGUUCGCGCAAGGAAAGCGUCGUUAUGAUCGCAAACAAUCCGGUUAUGGUGGUCAAACGAAGCCCGUGUUCCACAAGAAGGCGAAGACUACGAAGAAGGUCGUGUUAAGAUUGGAGUGCACAACCUGCAAGACGAAGGCACAACUGGCGUUGAAGCGAUGCAAGCAUUUCGAACUUGGUGGUGACAAGAAGACCAAGGGUGCUGCGUUGGUAUUCUAG
This is a messenger RNA of Hyaloscypha bicolor E, 321 nucleotides long. Its product is annotated as putative 60S ribosomal protein L44. The transcript has 4 exons. Gene Ontology annotation, biological process: translation. The coding region runs from base 1 to 321 and encodes 106 amino acids. NCBI's taxonomy places the organism in Eukaryota, Fungi, Ascomycota, Leotiomycetes, Helotiales, Hyaloscyphaceae. The record is from RefSeq and is a predicted model, not a curated record. Gene Ontology annotation, cellular component: ribosome; cytosolic large ribosomal subunit. Gene Ontology annotation, molecular function: structural constituent of ribosome.